Molecule: messenger RNA, 4760 nt
Organism: Spinacia oleracea (spinach)
Lineage: Eukaryota; Viridiplantae; Streptophyta; Magnoliopsida; Caryophyllales; Amaranthaceae
Product: COP1-interactive protein 1
Exons: 4
Coding region: 347-4486 (1379 amino acids)
Cellular component (GO): cytoskeleton
Molecular function (GO): actin binding; structural constituent of cytoskeleton
Source: RefSeq, a predicted model, not a curated record
CUCCAAAUGAUGUGCUAGUCAUUUUAAGACUUUAUUAUUAUUAUUUUUAUUUUAGGCUCCAAAUCAGACAAAUCCUCUUUGCGAAAACUCAUUUCACUUUCUCUCUCCUCUUUCCUGGUAGUUCAACUUCUGCUGAGUGUUUGUGCUACUUUUUUUUUUCAGGCAACUUGAGCGAGAUUCUGACGGUUACUACAAUAUUUGAACUGGAAAGCCUGGAUUUACAAGUGCAUGAACUCAACCCGAUUGCUGAUAUCUUCGCUGAUUCUCUAAGGUACUGAGUUUUCCCUGUCUUGGGCUAACAGAUGUAUAGACGCUGAAGCAAAUUCGAGGUGAACAGCUAGUCAAAAUGACAAAGAAGAGUCACCGCAUGAGAAAUUCAAUAAAGUCCUUUGUUGAAAAGCAUACUGAUCCUGAACAACAUGAGAAGCUGAAAGAAAUAAAAAAAGACAUGGAGGAGAAGAAGCAAAGAUUACUGAAACUUGUGGAGAGCAACGAAGAAAGUGAGGAAACAAAAAGAGGGCCUCUUGCUGAACUCGUUGAGGAUUUCCAUAAACAAUAUGAAUCACUCUUUUCUCAAUAUGAUAAUCUCACUGGAAAACUGAAGGACAAAGUUAACAAGCCACAGCAAAAGAAAGAGAAGUUAUCUUCCUCCUCAGAAUCAGAGUCUGGCUCCGACUCUGAUCAUUCUUCCAAGGGAAAAGACGACAAAAAUGGAAAACUAAUAGAGGAAAAUGAAGACACAGAUGGACUCCAGCAAGAGCUUGAAGCAGCAAAACUCAAAGUUGCAGAUCUCGAAAAUGAGUUGGCAACAAUAUGCAAUGAGAAAAUCUUGAUUGAAUCAGAGAACAAGACACUACUGACAAAACAACAAGAUUCAGACAGAACAGUGGAAGAUUUGAAAGUAGAGGUUCAACGAUUGGAUUCUGAGAAAUCAGAAAUCCUUGAAGAAAAAGAAGAGCUAAAGUCAAAAUUGGAGAACUUUGUGAAGACUGAAGCUGAACUGAAUCAACAAAUUGAAGAACUGGUCAGAGAUAGAGAUAGUCAAGCUACGGAGAAAGAAGAUUUUAUUAAAAGACUUGAAGAAGGGAAUCACAACGUAGAUAAUUUGAAAGGCGAAGUCAAUCAGCUGCAGAGUGAGAGUAAAAGGCUUGAGGUUGAAUUAGAGACAGCUGCACAAGAAAUCUCUCGGAUAAAACUGGAAUUAGACUCGUCAAAGCAGGAAACAGAACACUUAAAGGAGACUGUGAAAGUUGCUGAAGAGGAAAACGUGUCUCUUUCUUUGAAAAUGUCACAAGUGACUGAUGAGCUCAAGCAGGCACGAGAUACCAUGGAAGAGCUGAAAGCAGAGUCUACCAACUCAAAUGAUAAAUUGACUGAGCGGGAAAGAGAGUUCUUAUCUCUAAGGGAGAUGCACGAGGCACAUACAAUUGGAGCUUCAGAACAAGUGAAGGCUUUGGAAGAGGAGACGAACAAUUUAAAACUCGAACUGGACUCGUCAAAACAGGAAACAGAAAACUUGAAGGAAUCCUUGAAAGCUGCUGAAGAAGAAAACAGUUCCCUCUCUCAGAAAAUCUCGCAACUGACCGAUAAAUUCCAGCAAGCAGAGGUUACCCUGGAAGAGCUGAAAGCUGAGUCUAACAACUCAAAAGAAAUAUUGUUUGAACGAGAAAGGGAAUUCUCAUCCCUAAGGGAGAUGCACGAUGUACAUACAACUGGAGCUUCAGAACAAAUAAAAGCUCUGGAGGAGCAGACAAACAAUUUGAAGCUUGAAUUGGACUCGUCAAAACAGGAAACAGAAAACUUCAAGGAAUCCAUGAAAGCUGCUGAAGAAGAAAACAGUUCUCUCUCUCAGAAAAUUUCACAACUGACAGAUGAACUCAAGCAAUCACAGGAUACCCUAGAAGAACUGAAAGCUGAGUUUAACUACUCAAAAGAAAUAUUGGUUGAACGAGAAAGGGAAUUCUCAUCCCUAAGGGAGAUGCACGAUGUACAUACAACCGGAGCUUCAGAACAAAUAAAGGCACUGGAGAAAGAGACAAACAAUUUGAGGCUCGAAUUGGACUCGUCAAAACAGGAAACAGAAAACUUGAAGGAAUCCAUGAAAGCUGCUGAAGAAGAAAACAGUUCUCUCUCUCAGAAAAUUUCACAACUGACAGGUGAACUCCAGCAAGCAGAGGAUACCCUGGAUGAGCUGAAAGCUGAGUCUACCAACUCGAAUGAUAAAUUGGCUGAGCGGGAAAGAGAGUUUGUAUCUCUAAAGGAGAUGCACGAGGCACAUACAACUGGGUCUUCAGAACAAGUGAAGGCUUUGGAAGAGGAGACAAACAAUUUGAAACUCGAACUGGACUCGUCAAAACAGGAAACAGAAAACUUGAAGGAAUCCUUGAAAGCUGCUGAAGAAGAAAACAGUUCCCUCUCUCAGAAAAUCUCGCAACUGACCGAUAAAUUCCAGCAAGCAGAGGUUACCCUGGAAGAGCUGAAAGCUGAGUCUAACAACUCAAAUGAUAAAUUGGCUGAGCGGGAAAGGGAAUUCUCAUCCCUAAGGGAGAUGCACGAUGUACAUACAACUGGAGCUUCAGAACAAAUAAAGGCACUGGAGGAAGAGAUAAGCAGUUUGAAACUCGAAUUAGAGACACUAUUUGGUGAGAAAAGAGAAAAAGAAGAGCAGUUUGAGAAUAAAUCAGAGGAAGCCAGACAGUUGGGUGAGGAGGUAGAAGAGUUAAAGGCACAGAUUUCACAGAUGGAGAUGAUGUCAAAGGAAAGAGAAGAGCAGAUAUCUUCUCUCCAAAAGAAACUGGAGGUUACGGAGAGCGAGUCAAAUUCCAGAAUUGAAGCCCUGACAGCCCAAGUCAACGACUAUACACAAGAAAUAGAAAAAAUUUCUGUUGAGAAAAGUCAACUGGAAGAACAGAUGGCUGGAAGAAGUGGUGAAGCAUCAUCUCAAAUAAAGGAAUUACAGGAACAGGUCAGCUCAUUAGAGCAUGAAAUGAAGAUCUUACAAGUUCAGGAAAGGGAGUUGAAAUUGGACCUUGAGAGAAAAGAUGAGGAUAUUGCAGAGUAUCGGAUACAAAUAGAAGGUUUGCACGAGAAAUUAACUAGCAGCGAUGCCCUUCUGAAGCGACUUUUUGAAGAAAAGGAAACUCUGUCAGCCAAGUUAAUGGACCGAGAAGUUGAAGUGGAAACUCUACAUAGCCACAAAACAGGACUUGAAGAGCAAACUAUAUCAACCAGCAACGAGGCUACUCAACUAAGAGAGGAGACCGAAAGGUUGCAAGACAGGAUUCGUGACCUUGAGAAAGCAUUACAGGAGGCAACAGAUGAGUUAUCUACCUUCCAGAGGAGGCUUGAGGAUGAGGAGAAUGAAGCAUCUUCCAAGAUUACAGCCUUAAUGACGGAGAUCGGCAAUUUGAAGCAGGAAUCAGAAGCAGUUCAGACCAUUAAAAGCCAGUUGGAGGAACAGAUUGAAAAGGAGAAACAGGAAAAAUUGGAGGGUCUAAACCUGCUAGAAACUGAGAAUGCUGAGCUGAAAUACAAAAUAGAUGAUCAUCAAAAGUUUGUAAAAGAAUUAGAGGAUGAAUUGAUCAAUAGAAGAGAGCAGUGUGACCAACUUGAAACUCGUCUUCAAGAGAUUGAGGCGGAACUCCAAGUAGCAAAUGGGACAGUUUGGGAACUAAAGGAAGAUUUGAGCAUGAGUAGUGAAGCAAAAGAUGAGAAGAUUUUGGAGCUUGAGAUAUUAGUUGAAGACCUGAAAAGAGAUCUUGAGGUAGCUACAGAUGAAGAGAAGACUGCUUGGGAGAAAACGCGGACAAUUGAAGUUCAGCUUCGCCUAGCAAACCAAAAGCUCCGAAUCACAGAGCAACUACUAACUGAAAAAGAAGAGGACUUCAAGAUUGCGGAGUUGAAAUAUCAAGAAGAGUGCAAAGAGCUAGAAGACAAAAUCACUCAGCUUUCUCAACUACUUGCUGCUAACACUGAAGCUUACCGUGGAACAAUAGUGAAUAUCUCAGAUAAUGUGAACAAAUCAUUAUCUGAAAUGGAGUCAAUCGUGAAGAAGUUCGAGGAAGAUCACAAGAAUUUCUCAAAUAAUAUCUUCAACAUGUCAGAAGAGGUUCAAACCUUGAAGCACUGUGCGGUAGGGAAGAAUGUUGAAGGAAAACAGUUGAAAGAACAGUUGGUAAGUCUAGCUGAGAAAUUGAAGAAUGAGAGAGAACAAGGAGUAAUGAUGAAAGAUAAGAUUGGUAAGUUGGAAGUGGAGUUUGACAAUGAAAAGGGAGAAAAAGAAAAGUUAGUUUCUGCAGUAAAAGAGCUGAAGAAGGCAACAGCGGAGAUAGGAUUCGCGUUGAAAGAGAAAGACGAGCUGGUAUCAGCCCUCGGUGAAGAGAAACGCGAAGCAAUAAGGCAGCUGUGCUUGUGGCACGAUGAUGUGCAUUCCCGAUACGAUGAGCUCAAGAAGUUUGUCUCAAAGAUGAUUUCACAGAAGAGGUAGAGUAGAUAGAAACCUUUUGUUCUUGUUUUUUGGAGAGUCAUGUUUUUAAUUUUGGCUCAGGGAUUGUUAAUUUGAUAUUGUUUCAUUGUCUUCUAUAGUGGGUCGAUUGUGUCAUGGGUGUUAAAUAGAGUAUAUAUGAGUAUAUUCCUGUGUCUUUUGUCUUUGAAGUAAGUAGUCUUUUCGGUGUGUUUCCCUUCAGUCCAGAUAUUUGGGCACUCGAUUUAUUCUUUUACCUGAUAUCAAAAUAAAUGUCAUGUUUUUAUUAUUUGUUGGA